UUCGAUGAAUCUGCGACGAAUCAGGAUAACGAGACUAGCAAGGUUCCUGAAGAAGGACACGAACCUGGAUGUGUCUGUUUUUGUAACGGGGUAGCAAGUCUGAGGGAAAAUCUCAUCGCAGCUACAACAGAAAUCAUCUACUCCUACCAAAGAAUCAAUCCCGCCAAUCCACAGCUCGGCUCGAAAGAAUUGGUCCUCGUUAUGAUGCAAGGUAUACUGUAUCUUCCAUACGGGCAUCGCUACCAGAUGAAGAUCGUCAAUCUUUUGAACGAAAUUCUCAAAUGUCCCGCCUACCUUGCUCCUUUGAUCCAGGCCAAUAUAAUUGGGCAAAUUUAUGAACUAUCGAGAUAUGUAGCACUAACCACGGACAAAUGUCUGCCCUACUUUUAUGAAAAUUGGGCUGAAAAACUCCUACAGUGUUUCUUUCACGUGAUAAAUACAGAGCCAGCCCAUGGAAGUUUCGAGCACGCUUUGAUUAAGGGAGACAAAAAUUUGAGAAACCAGGUGGCUUUGGUCAUGCCGUAUAUAGUGAAAGAGGAAGGCCUUUUUCAUUUAAUGGUCACAUGUGGAAGACUCAUCAUUCUUGAACUCAUAGAGCAAGAUAACGAAUAUAGGAAGGCAGCUGUCUCAUCGAUUUGCUUCCUAGCCAGGAAGAUAAUUCGUAUUCCAAAACUCAAGAUACAGAAGGCAUCUAUGCUGAAUGACAAGUUUUCAGCAAUGCAGGACACAAAAGAAUCGAGAUUGGUCACCUUCAGACUGGACGACGGCUCGGUGAUUCAUGCCAGCCAUGAACUCCUAAUGAAAAAAUCAGAGUAUUUUCUCACCCUGUUCAGUGGGCGCUUCAGAGAAAGCGUCGAGGAUGAAGUGAAACUCCCCGAUGUCGACCCUGAAACAUUCAAAAGACUCCUAAACUUGCUUGAACACCCAAAAUUCGAAGAACACAAAGCCGAAGACCUAUUCGACAUUCUCCAACUGUCGGAUCGCUUUCUGCUGACGGAGCUGUACAUCUGCCUCUGUGAAUGGAUCAGUUGUAACGUGAUGAAGCCACACAAUGUGAGCAACAUCUAUCAGUGGUCUCUAGAGACAGGGCUACAUCUGCUCAGGGUGAAUGCCGUUAGAUUCGCCCUGACUUUUGAUGCCGAUGACGAUGUGAGAUUGGAAAUGUUCCGAGAGUUAUUCGAACUGAAGCACACGAAAGUGCUCUCGAAGGAUAUUUCCGAUUUGUUGGGGAAAUAUCUACAGAAAGAAAACCCUUCCUGCUCCUGCUAAGCGGGAAGGGUUUUCCGUCUCUAUGGCUGAAUCGAAGUAUGUAUUACUAUUGAUCAACUAUUCCUAAUGUGUAUCUUAAAGUGAACAUAAAGUUUACAACGAAUAUAUUUGCUUCUUUUCUCUUCACAGGUGUCCAUAUUAUCUCAUCUUGUAAGGUGUACCUUCAAUUAUAGCUUAUAGUAAAAGAUAAACCGAGAUCAUUGUAACAAUAAACCUUGGCUAUUUUGCCAAAAUGUAUCUAAUGUAUAUUCAAGAAUAAUAUCUUCUUAAUAUAACCUCAGUCAUAAUCAAGUA
Molecule: messenger RNA, 1563 nt
Organism: Leptinotarsa decemlineata (Colorado potato beetle)
Lineage: Eukaryota; Metazoa; Arthropoda; Insecta; Coleoptera; Chrysomelidae
Biological process (GO): anatomical structure morphogenesis
Cellular component (GO): cytosol
Molecular function (GO): protein binding
Source: RefSeq, a predicted model, not a curated record